Emericellopsis atlantica is the source of this 2361-nucleotide messenger RNA. RefSeq names its product arrestin-like protein. The record is from RefSeq and is a predicted model, not a curated record. NCBI's taxonomy places the organism in Eukaryota, Fungi, Ascomycota, Sordariomycetes, Hypocreales, Bionectriaceae. The transcript has a single exon. The coding region runs from base 457 to 1971 and encodes 504 amino acids.
AUCUGUUCGUCAUUUACACUGCUUGGGUACAUUGGGUCGGACUAUACUACACCUUAAUAUCACUAAUAGCAUUUCAACACCUCUGCAUCCUCCCAUCCAUCCUCCCAUUCCUCCCAUCCCAGCCAAGGACCAAACCCCCCACCAUAUUCCAUCAUACACACAUAGUCGUCAUACGCCUUGCGCUUGACACGCAUCGAUUUAUCAGCAGAGCGCAGGAAGAAGGACAGAGAAAAGGACACUGGUCUGUUAUUGGGUCAUAUCGACAAUAGGGCGCAACGCAUUCGGGAAUUGGGAUAUUCUUUUCCUGCUCACUGACACCAACUUCCGACGCUCAAGCGUCCGUCAUUGGCUGGAUUUUCCGCCUCGCACUUAUAGCGAUUCCUACAAGACCUCACCAUCUCCUCACAUCGAGCUGAGCGAGCAAACAGUCUACACACUCUCUCCCUCGCCCUCACAAUGUCAGACUCGCGCGGUCCUGGUCGGCCCAAGGCCAAAGCGGCUGCGGCCAGCAACAAGCCCGUCCAGGUCGAGAUCAAGAUGGAGCAGCACUUCACCUCGCGCAUCUACACAUCAGGCUCGACCGUCCGCGGCAACGCCGUCAUCCACUGCCAGAAGGACACCCCCUUUGACAACAUUGACAUCGUCUUCACCGGCACCGCCGCCACCCGCCUCGACUUUGUCCAGUCGUACACGACAAAUGCCGUCCGCACGUUCAUGAAGCUGCGCAUGCCCAUCCCCGACGAUGACAUGCCCUCUCCCCGCAUCUGCAAGGCUGGCGAGACCUACACCAUCCCCUUCCACUUUGUCGUGCCACACCAGCUCACCAUGGGCGCCUGCAAGCACGCCUCCGCCGCGCCCGCCGUUCAGGACCAGCAUCUGCGCAUGCCCCCGACCGUCGGCUACUGGGACGGCGACGACCAGGCCCCCGACAUGACGCACAUUGAGUACGCCGUCCGCGCCAAGGUCAUCGGGGCCAGAACCGCCCCCGACAGCCCCAAGGCCCUCUUCGAGGGCAAGAAGAUCCUCAAGGUCCUCCCCGCCAGCCCAGAGGAGCCCCCGCUCGACAUCACCAAGGUCGACGAGCGCUACUGCCUGUCCAAGACCAAGACCUUCCGCAAGAACCUGCUUGGCGCCAAGGCCGGCGACCUCACGGCCACAACCUCCCAGCCCAGCGCCGCCAUGCUUCACGGUGACGGCUUCGGCGCCCGCGGUACCACCGCCACCGUCAACCUCGAGUUCGCGCCCACCUCGUCCGACGCGGCGCCCCCCAAGAUCAACUCGGUCCAGGGCAAGCUCCUCUCCACCACCUUCUUUGGCAGCGCCAGCUCCGACACCCUGCCCAAUCUCGGGCCCAAGACUAUGUACACCCACCACCAGGUCCUCACCUACUCGGCCACUGCCAGCCUCUUCCACACGCGUCCGGACAAGAUCAACUGGGUCCAGCGCCCCGCCCCCAUGGUCCGCCGCGACUCGGGCUACGAGACGGCCGGCAGCCCCGCCGAGAUGACCGACGAGGAGGCUGAGGCGACGGCCGCAGCACCACGCGGACGCAACAGCCGUCGCGGCAGCAAGGACCACACCAACAAGAAGGCCAAGUCCGUCGCCCCGGCCGUCCGCCACCGCGCCACCGUCUCGCUGCCCGUCGAGAUCCCCAUCUCCAACAAGCGCAUGUUCCUGCCCACCUUUCACAACUGCAUCAUGUCCCGCACCUACGCCCUGCAGCUCGUCCUCUCCGUCGGGCCCUCCAACACCACCAUGACCCUCCACGUGCCCCUCCAGCUCGGCGUCGAGACCCUCUACGACCCAGAAACCUUUGAGGAGCUGCCCUCGUUCGACGCCGCCAUGGAGCAGGCCCAGCGCGAGGAGGCGGAGGACUACCUGACCCCGCGGAUCAUGCAGGCCGCCCGGCCGCCGCAGAUGAGCGUGCUGCCUGGAUACCAGGAGGCCACGCAGUCAGUGGCUGUGGCGUAAUUUGUCGCGUCUACACUGUUUUCAUGGAUCGUUUUGUUCAUUCUGGCGUUUUUACGAUUGCUCGUCUCUUGACUGGAUCAGGCCACACUUGUUCAAGUUUGCACGGCGUUCUCGAGGGGAUUGUCGUGGAUGGGUUUCUUCCCCUCUUAUGAGCAUUGUUUGGAUAUUUCUCUACUCUUGGCCCUUUUGGCGUUGGAUUCUAGACGGAAGGAUUUAUUUGGCUCCUUUCUUUCGUACUCAUGAUACCAGGUCAUCGGGACCAAGCGACUUUCAUUGAACUGCGUUUCUAGAUAGACAUACACAGACACAGACAGACACGCUUGUCUUUAUUAUUAUUACUAUUAUUAUCAUCAUCACAUUUAAUAAGAAUCUAGGCGCAAAUCUACUCGA